Messenger RNA from Sardina pilchardus (European sardine), 2350 nucleotides. Its product is annotated as rac GTPase-activating protein 1-like. Gene Ontology annotation, molecular function: GTPase activator activity. Gene Ontology annotation, biological process: mitotic cytokinesis; Rho protein signal transduction; mitotic spindle midzone assembly. Bases 172 to 2028 code for a protein of 618 amino acids. Gene Ontology annotation, cellular component: centralspindlin complex; midbody; nucleus. NCBI's taxonomy places the organism in Eukaryota, Metazoa, Chordata, Actinopteri, Clupeiformes, Clupeidae. The record is from RefSeq and is a predicted model, not a curated record. The transcript is spliced from 17 exons.
UACAACCAAAGACUUUCUGGUCUGCGGAAGUGAAUGCAACAAUGUAAACUUGCUCACAGUUUUUCAUAGCUUGAAGUCGUUUUAGAAGUAGAUUGUUAAUAAAAAAGAAAAUACUAAGACACUCUCCACCUCAUUUUGCCUACUGAUUGUUCGUCUCGCACGCUCUGCGCCAUGGAAGCCGCACCAAACCUGCUCAACUUGUUGGAAAACAUGCGCGCGUACGCUGAUCUCCUGCUCAUCGAGGGAGUCGAGCCGCAGUUCCUGCAGAUGGCCAUGUGCUUUGAGCGCUGCCGCGGCCAAUGGCUUCGUGUGGAAGAAGAACUUGGCGGCUGCCGAGAGAUGCUGACCAAAGCCGAAGCUGAGCGGGGGGCACUAGAGGUUAAGCUGAAGCACGCCCGCAACCAGGUAGAUGUGGAGGUCCGACGCCGCCAGAAGGCCGAGGCAGAGUGCGAGAAACUGGAUCGUCAGAUCCAAUUGAUUCGGGACCUUUUGGUCUGUGAGGGAUCUACCAGCCUACAGCUUAACGAGGAGCAACGGUCUGCUUUGGCCUUCCUGAAUGCUCGCACUCUCACAGCCAACCUUAACAACAGUCGAAGGCUGACACGGAUUGAUGAGUCAACCUCCAUCAUGUCAGAUAUCAGCUAUGAUAAAACUGAUGACUCUCUGGACUGGGAUUCCUCCGCAAUCCACACGGUCAGGCUGAGGAAGAGACAGAAAAGACGCUCCUCACGCCUACAUGUGGAAGGUCCUUCAGAUGGUCCAAAGAGAUCCCGCUCAACUGGCCGCAAGUCGGAAAAGGGAAAUGAGUCCAUCGUGGCAAAGACUACUCUGACUGUGCCUGCUGAUGGAGGCCCGAUUCAGGCAGUGUCCACUAUUCAGGCCAUCCCCUACAGAGUCCACGGCACCAGGAAUGCUGUUCACUGGGAAACGGACACAGACACGAUGUCGUGUGUCAGUGAUGCCCCCAGUGCCGCACCUAGUGUGGUCUGCACCCCCACCACUGCCAAAGCCAGCAUGCCACAGAAAGCCCACACCUUCGUCUCCAAAACGGUCAUCAAGCCUGAGAGCUGCAUUCCCUGUGGCAAGAGGAUCAAGUUUGGCAAGCUGUCUUUGAAGUGCCAGGCCUGCCGAGUGGUGGCGCAUGUUGAGUGCCGGGAGAAAUGCCCUCUGCCUUGCAACCCCAUCAGCUCUGCUACACCAACCAAGAAUGUUGAGGGCUAUCUGAGUGAUUAUGCUCCAUCCCAUGGACCUAUGAUCCCACAACUGGUCAUCCAGUGUGUCAACGAGAUUGAGCAGAGGGGACUGCAUGAGACUGGUCUCUACCGUAUUUCGGGUUCUGACCGUGUGGUGCGGGACCUGAAGGAACGUUUUAUGCGCGGAGGGAACAGUGCUCCUCCUCUGGGCCGUGUUGAUGACAUCCAUGCAGUCACUGGCCUGCUCAAGGACUUCCUGCGGAAGCUCAAGGAGCCUCUGGUCACCUGCCGGCUCAACCGUGCCUUCAUGGAGGCUGCAGAAAUUCUUGAUGAGGACAACAGCAUAGCAGCAAUGUACCAGAAUAUCAGUGAUUUGCCCCAGGCCAACCGAGACACUCUGGCCUUCCUGGUUCUGCAUCUGCAACGGGUGGCCCUGAGUCCAGACACUAAGAUGGACAGCACCAACCUGGCCAGAGUUUUUGGCCCUACUAUCGUCGGCCAUGCUGUUACCGACCCCGAUCACAUGACCCUCCUGACAGAUACUCAGCGUCAGCCCAGGGUGGUGGAGAGGCUCCUCAGCCUUCCUGCGGAGUACUGGCGCCAGUUCCUGAUGGCGCAGGACAACGUGCUCCUAGGCAAUCAUGGCUACCACACUCCAGAACAGAAAGUGAGUAUUCUGGGGCCGGUGACGACACCGGAGCGUCAGAUGAGCAAGACUCCCUCCUCCAGCUCACUCUCUCAGCGCGUCAAAUCCACCCUCAGUACUCCCAUUUUUGGGAGCAGGAGUAAGGCAACUGCUCGGCAGGGCAACUUCUUCUCUCCCCUGCUGAAAUGAGGAACUCCCAAGGACCAAAGCUGGGGGCACCACUGUAGAUCCUGCCAGCACUUUAUCCUACUAUGCAACACUCCAGAUAUUUACCAGCAUAUUAUAUCCAUAUUUAAGGAUACUAUAUUUUAACACUUUUUUUUUUUUUAACAAUCAUGUUUUAUUACUUCCUUCUAUAUUUAUGACUAAUGUUUUAUAUUGAAUCUUGGUCCAGAUCAGACAUUGAACACCUAACUAAGGAGCUGCAAACCUCUGGUUAAUUGAAACCAUUUGAGAGCUUGCCAUUUAAAGAAAUAUCCUGCUGUCCCAAAUAGGUGGUAUUCCUUUUCUU